Molecule: messenger RNA, 1342 nt
Organism: Carassius carassius (crucian carp)
Lineage: Eukaryota; Metazoa; Chordata; Actinopteri; Cypriniformes; Cyprinidae
Product: transmembrane protein 25
Exons: 9
Coding region: 17-1255 (412 amino acids)
Biological process (GO): negative regulation of excitatory postsynaptic potential
Source: RefSeq, a predicted model, not a curated record
AGCUUGCCAUUUGAGCAUGUGUGUGUGUGUGUGUGUGUGUGUGAGAGAGAGAGUGAGUGAGUGUGUAUUUGUGUGUGUUCUGAAUGGCUCCUCAACCGGUCAGAGUCAGCAGCGUCUGUGCACAGAGGUGACUAUGCCCCGUGUGUGUUUGAGGCAGAGGACGCGUCUGUCUGCUUUAUUCUUUCAUACCUUGUCCUGGGCCUGUUCAGCAUCCAUUGACCCCGCCCCCAAAAUUGACGGACAGCGGACCUCGUCGGUUACCGUACAGGAGAACAUCACUCACCACUUCAGCUGCCAAUCAGAGGGCUGGGAUGCUCAAGCCCCGCCCCUGCUCACCUGGUACCUGAACGGUGAGAGGCAGAGCGAGGUGAGGGGCCGCCAGGGGGCGGGGCGUCUGGUGAUGACAUCAUCGCAGGAUUCCGGAACGCUUCAAUACGGAUCGGAGCGCAACAGCACGUUCACACUGAAGCCGAAGCGCUGGGACCGAGAGCUGGUGUGUGCGGCACGAAACCCCACCAGAGGAGAGAGCUACAACGCCAGCGUCACGCUCAACGUCCAGUUCCGUCCAGAGAUCCUGCGUGUGGACGCUCACUACAGCCAGAGCUCGGACCCAGGCCUCGCCCUCAUUCUCUUCGCUUUGGUUCGCUCCAACCCCCCCGCCACCAUCCGCUGGGUGGAUCAGUCCGGUCAGCUGCUGGCCAACAGCUCCGACUUCCUCAUCCUGGACUCGCGCAGCUUACCCUGGCUGACCAAUCACAGCCUGCAGCUCACGCUCAGCAGCCUAUCAGGAAACAUCACCGUGAACGCUAACAACAGCCUUGGCUCCGCCCACAGCAACCUCACGCUCACAGAGUUCCUGCAGUCGCGUGUGGAGGUGCCGGUGUUCGGGAUCGUGACGGGUGGUGUCGCCGGCUUCAUCACCCUCCUCAUCUUCACCCUGAUGGUGUUCUUCCUCCUUCAGAAGGACAAAACCAAAGCCCUCGAGGAGCCUGCAGUGCGUCUCUCCACCAAACGUGAGAACAGCGUGUAUUUGCCGCGGGAGAACAUGUCUCUGCCGUCACACGUGCAGCUGAACGAGGACCGAGCGCUCUGUAAGGGACAGAGCUCCAGACCCAACACACUGGAGAGGAGACGAGCCGAGGACGAGGAGGAGGACCUGUCUGCAGCCUACGCCGCCCGAGGUUUCGCUCGCUAUCCGAUGGUCGGCUACAUCUAUAAAGUCAGCAGCACCAGCAGCGACGAGAUCUGGCUCUGAUUCACACACACAAACAGAGCCAUGAUUAACCAACGGCUGACCUCUGACCUCACGCCACGCCGAGACUGAUGAAUCUCUUAGACAUCA